AUGUCCACCCCGUCCGCGCCGCCGCCCUGAACUACUACUAUGAUGAAGCGCCUCUCCUCGCGCCCGCUGCGCUUCCUCCGCCGCUGCCUCCGCGUGCGCCCGCUCGGGCGCCCCGAGAUCCGCCGCGACCCGCGCGAGCUGCCGCGCUGCUCCCCAUGCGCCGCCGCGACCCCGUCUCCCUCCCCCCGCCUCUACGCCUGCCUCUCCUGCGCCGCCGUCUUCUGCCCCUCCCACGCCGCCUCGCACGCAUCCGCCUCCGCGGGUCCCGGCCACCAGAUCGCCGUCGACGUCGACCGCGCCGAGCUCUUCUGCGCCGCCUGCGGCGACCAGGUCUACGAUCCCGACUUCGACCACGCCGUCUUCCUCGCCCAAUCCUCCUCGCUCCUCCCCUCCACCUCCUCGACCUCCGCCGCCCCGGCGCCCCGCAAGCGCCGCCGCGUCGAUUACCGCGCAUGGGCGCCAGAUCCGGCCGAAUUCGCGCUCAUGAGCUCCGCGGACCCCACCUCCUCCGCGUCCGCCGCGGCGCCCGCGGGGCUGCGCGGGCUCAACAACCUCGGCAACACCUGCUUCAUGAACUCCGUGCUCCAGGCGCUCCUCCACGCGCCCCCGCUCCGGAACUACUUCCUCGGCGAUCGGCACAACCGGUUCCUCUGCCCGCGCCGCACGCCCGUCAGACACCGUGCCGCGGAGGCCGACGCCGCCAAGGUCGCGUGCCUCGCCUGCGAUCUCGACGAGAUCUACUCCGCGGCAUUCUCCGGGGAGCGCAUGCCAUACAGCCCCGCCAAGUUUCUAUAUAGUUGGUGGCAGCAUGCAUCAAACCUCGCAAGCUACGAGCAACAGGAUGCACAUGAAUUUUUUAUCUCCAUCCUUGACCAUAUCCAUGAAAAUAUAAAGGAUGAUCAGCACAAGUCACAUGCCCAAGGCCAUGGGGACUGUUGCAUUGCCCACAGAGUGUUUUCUGGGAUCCUGAGGUCAGAUGUCACCUGCACAAGCUGUGGGUUCACAUCCACAACUUUUGAGCCCUGUAUGGACAUUUCCUUGGACUUGGAUGUUGGAGAUAACAGUUCUUUUGGUGUUGCAAACACAAAGCCACAUGCGCGCAACGGGGAACGGAGUUCGGCUGGUGUGAAUUCCAAGGUCUCAACUCUUAUGAGAUGUUUGGAGCGGUUUACAAGGGCUGAGAGACUUGAUGCUGAGCAAAAGUUCUUCUGUGAACGCUGCAAUGAGAGGCAAGAGUCCCUGAAGCAAAUGUCCAUUCGCAGGCUUCCAUUAGUUUCCUGCUUUCACAUAAAGAGAUUUGAGCAUUCGUCAGUCAAAAAGGUGUCAAGGAAAGUUGAUCACUGUUUGCAGUUCCCCUUUUCCCUUGACAUGGCACCUUACCUGUCAUCAUCCAUCCUCAGAAGUAGAUAUGGUAACCGCAUAUUUCCAGCAGAAGCUAGUGACGCAGAUGCAGUUUCAGAACUGUCAUCAGAAUUCGAGAUAUUCGCAGUAAUCACACAUAGUGGUAAACUAGAAGCUGGCCAUUAUGUGACAUAUCUGAGGUUAAACAAUCACUGGUACAAAUGUGAUGAUGCCUGGGUAACGAGAGUCGAGGAGCAUACUGUCAGAACUUCUCAGGCAUACAUGCUCUUCUAUGUGCAGAAGACACUCUACUACAAAGCUUGUGAAAGAGCAGCUGCAGUCUGAUCUGAACUCUGAAGCAAACAUUGAUGGCACUACUCCACAACACCAAGACAAGUUUUCAUUAAAUCAGGUACACAUUUAGUUCGUCAAGAGGAAAAAUGCAUGGUAUUAGUUUAAAAAACAAGGUAUUUUCACAGCGCAGCCAUCGAGACAGAUGGUCAAAGUUUUGCAUUCUCAUUGACCUAUAGUUCCAGUCAGAGGUAAGCUUUUUUGGCGAUUUUCUUUACAGCCAGUUGACCAGAGGGAAGAUGGUCGAAUUUUAUGCGUUGUAUUAUCGUAUUAUCCUGAUUGAUGGAUUCUUGUGGUGGCUGGCUGGCUGCCACAAAACUGUAAGCGCUCAUUAUUUGAUACCAUUGAUGGUGAGGAUGCUCAAACCAGUCAUGUUGGUAUCUAAUAUUGGACUGAACAAGGAGAGGAGUGGAAACUGAAGAAACAGAACAAAAAGGGAACCGGAUUUUUGAUGCGUUCCUUUCAGUAAUUGCAUGCUUGCUCUACUGAAGGUAGAGUUUUCUUGCUGACAUUGAUCGCUCUGUAUUGCCCCUUGCUUUUUACUUGUUGUCGUGGUUAAUGGA
This is a messenger RNA of Setaria italica (foxtail millet), 2255 nucleotides long. Its product is annotated as ubiquitin carboxyl-terminal hydrolase 22. Lineage: Eukaryota; Viridiplantae; Streptophyta; Magnoliopsida; Poales; Poaceae. The transcript is spliced from 3 exons. Gene Ontology annotation, biological process: protein deubiquitination. Gene Ontology annotation, molecular function: cysteine-type deubiquitinase activity; zinc ion binding. The record is from RefSeq and is a predicted model, not a curated record.